This is a messenger RNA of Fusarium verticillioides 7600, 2058 nucleotides long. RefSeq lists its product as hypothetical. Bases 43 to 1041 code for a protein of 332 amino acids. The record is from RefSeq and is a predicted model, not a curated record. Lineage: Eukaryota; Fungi; Ascomycota; Sordariomycetes; Hypocreales; Nectriaceae. The transcript has 2 exons.
UACUUGAGUAAAGCAUGAACUCAAUCAACAGACUCAAUCAAGAUGGGAUGGGCUGAUAGCCUCCUAAGCUUUGCCCGGGAUGAGAGGGUUGUUCUUGUCACCUUGGGCUUAGCUACCUUUGGUGUAGUGAGUACCGUCUUCACUGCCCUCACCAUCAUAAGAGACGACAACGAAAUUCCGCCACCACAGCCAAAGACACAAUACAUCACUCAAGACACGGAAGACUCGUUGGAACUUGAAACUCUUGAGAAGUUAUUAGAUCAUCCCAAUUAUUCCAUAAGAGAAGUCGCGAUCAAGAUCCUUUGCGAUCGGGCCGUGAACGAUUCCGAGACAACUCACAUAUUGCUAUUCGGCAUCACUCGACCAGAUUAUGAUGAGAGGAUGCGGUGCCUUAGGGCCUUGGCCCUGCUUACUGGACAGACUAUCGGGCUGGAUGGACUUUCAAAGUUGAACAAUCCCAAAGCCUACUCGGCUCUUGUCCGUUCUCUGGAGCUGAGCCUGGAUGAUACCGAGCGACCGAGCCUCACUGAUAGCCAUUGGGAUGAGUAUUACCUUCGCGACAUGGCCGAGAGGUUCUGCUUAAUGUUCAUCCUGGAGCUCGCCAAUAAGUAUGGUGCCAGCAUGCUAGUCAAAGCGCGCUUCGUCGAAAAAUGGUUGGCAAAGCAGGAAUGGGGCGAUACCCCGGAAGAAAGACGCCGAAGCUUCAGGGAUUACAUGGCUCUCAAGACAAAUAGGAUUGUCGAGAUUGUCGAUCGAAUCAAGGAAUCAAGGCGAGGCCUCAGGGCUCUGGAAAGGGCAGGGCUUAUGGACAAGGAGAUUUCCCGAAGGAGAAUUCGUGAACUCCCGGACCUGAUCAUGGAGAUCGAAGAGGAGACGGGAAACUUACCACUUGUCGAACAGCAAGUCACACGAACCAGGGAACAUUCAGCCGAAGAGCAAAGGCUACGGCGGCAACAUCGAGAAGCGAUGGUUCUCAACGAUGGAACUCGACCACUGGCGCGCGAGGAUAUUAUCGAGAGAGAACAUACGUCUCCUGCAUAGGAUUUGUGAGAAAAUGAUACCCAGUAUUAAUAUUACUACAACGCGUUUGAGAAAAGCACCUGUGCCAUUGAGUUGUUAACAGGUGAGCCACGCCACGCGCUGUCGACUACACAUCUGCUUAUUUCUUCAAGCGAGUGGAGUUCCCUUCUACUAUCUAACACUCACUCUGCCUGACUUAAAAGGACAAUAUGUUGCCUUGCGUCACAUGAACCGCCACAUCGAUGAAAAAUUACAAUUGUACAAAAGCCCCAACUCAGGUCUAUGUACUUUUUCUGUCUCUCAGUCCUGGUUGUAUCUUUGCAGUUCCUUUUUCACCCAUCUACGACUGAGGCUAGGGAAAUGAAGCAAAUAACCAUUCAUACCGUUUUUAUCCCCUCUUCUAGUGUAUCUCCAGGCCUAGUCUUGCUCUCCAGUCUGUCCAAACCUCUGCCCAGAAGUAGUCUCAAGAGCAUCCCCGAAUUAAGCAUUAAAAAUGUUGACCUUCUCGGACACUAUUCUUGCAAGGUCGUCUGGAUUAGUCGACGCUUCAGAUUCGUUGAGGGUCGCCGCUUUCUGGAUCAUGCAAGGCAAUCUCAUCUCUCUCGUACACAGCUCUUCUCGUAAGGCAUCAAUGUACUCCUCAUCGAGGGGAAGCAGAAUCUCAUUGUUAUCAACUGGCCUGCGAGCCAGUUGUUGUGGAUCAAGAGGCAAAUUCGGCAUCGUUUCGAUCCGAUUGUACCAAAAGUAAAAAUCACCCUCCUUACCUAAGAACAACAAGAAAACUCUCAACACGUUCGGAUCCAUCUUACCAAAUGCCAGGCACUUCAGUACUGCAGUACUGCGGGCACAAAAUUCUGCCAUGCUUGUGGCGAAGCUAGAUCUGCAAACUGGAAUAGAGAAACCAUCAACUGACUCCACCGAAGAAUCAGCUCAGGAUCUAGAGUACCUUCGAGGUAGCGGAACUCAACUGUCCCUUUACACUCAUCUUCAGAGCCUUCACCAGGCUUAUCAAUGGAAUGGCACUUGGAAAGACCUAAG